UAUUGUUGAUGAGGAGGAGCAGCGGCGGUGGCGGCUGCACCAUCUCGUUGCUGCUGGCCGUGGCCUGGGCACCUCCCGCACCCCGGAUUCUGGUUUCGUCACCCCAUCGCGGGGGCCUUCCCUCCGGCUUCGAGAAUCCUUCCCCCGCAACCCAACAACAACAAAACCCCACGUCUCGCCCAGUCACCGGGGAGGGGGGGACUAUGUCCCAGCGGGUGAGGCGCAAUGGGUCCCCCACGCCGGCCGGCUCCCUUGGGGGCGGUGCGGUCACCACGGCCGGGGGAUCUGGGAGCCGCCUGCAGCCCAUGAGGGCGACGGUUCCGUUCCAGCUGAAGCAGCAGCAGCAGCAACAUGGCAGCCCCACGAGGAGCAACGGCGGCGGCGGCGGCGGCAACAACAACGGCGGCUGCUGUGGUGGCGCCUCAGGCCCCUCGGGCGGCGGCGGCAGCUCCGGCGGCGGGGCCCCGCGCACCGCCUCGCGCAGCACAAGCCCCACGCGGGGCGGUGGGAGUGCGGCCGCGCGCACCAGCCCCACCGUGGCCACGCAGACGGGCGCGUCCGCGACGUCCACGAGAGGCACCAGCCCCACGCGCGGCGCCGCGCCCGGGGCUCGCGGGAGCCCCCCACGACCGCAGCCCCCGCCGCCGCUGCUGGGCACCGUGUCGUCGCCUUGCUCGUCGCCCACCCACCUGUGGACAGGCGAAGUAAGCGCGGCCCCACCCCCAGCCCGCGUUCGGCACCGGAGGAGGUCCCCGGAGCAGAGCCGAAGCUCCCCGGAGAGGAGGAGCCCUAGCGCCCCGGUUUGCAAAGCAGGUGACAAAACGAGACCGCCUUCCUCCAGCCCCUCUAGCAUCAUCCGCCGCACCUCCUCCCUGGAUACACUUGCUGCUCCCUACCUUGCAGGGCACUGGCCUCGUGAUGGUCAUGGGCAAGCUGCUCCUUGCAUGAAGGACAAGGCUACACAGACAGAGAGUGCGUGGGCUGAAGAAUAUUCUGAAAAGAAGAAGGGCUCUCACAAGCGGUCAGCAUCCUGGGGCAGCACAGAUCAACUUAAGGAGAUUGCAAAAUUACGCCAGCAGUUGCAGAGAAGUAAACACAGCAGUCGGCAUCAUCGAGAUAAAGAAAGACAGUCUCCAUUUCAUGGCAACCAUGCAGCUAUUAACCAGUGUCAGGCUCCUGUUCCAAAGAGUGCACUUAUUCCAGUAAUUCCCAUCACCAAAUCAACAGGCUCCCGAUUCCGGAAUAGUGUGGAAGGAUUGAAUCAGGAGAUCGAAAUAAUAAUUAAAGAGACAGGGGAAAAGGAAGAACAACUUAUACCGCAAGACAUUCCGGAUGGCCAUCGUGCGCCUCCACCCCUCGUGCAGAGAAGCAGCAGCACACGCAGCAUCGACACACAGACCCCCGGCGGGGCAGAGCGGGGAAGCAACAACAGCAGCCGCUCUCAGUCUGUGUCCCCCACGUCCUUUCUCACCAUCUCCAACGAGGGGAGCGAAGAGAGCCCUUGUUCAGCCGAUGACCUGCUCGUUGAUCCCAGGGAUAAAGAGAAUGGGAACAACUCUCCUUUGCCCAAAUAUGCAACCUCACCAAAACCUAACAACAGCUAUAUGUUCAAAAGGGAACCUCCUGAGGGCUGUGAAAGGGUCAAAGUCUUUGAGGAAUGCUCGCCAAAACAACUUCAUGAAAUCCCAGCCUUUUACUGUCCUGACAAAAACAAGGUGAAUUUCAUUCCUAAAAGCGGCUCUGCUUUCUGCCUCGUCAGCAUCCUUAAGCCACUCCUCCCCACGCCAGAUCUUACCCUCAAGGGCUCCGGCCACAGUCUGACAGUCACCACUGGCAUGACGACCACUCUGCUGCAGCCUAUCGCCGUGGCCUCCCUGUCUACAAACACAGAGCAAGACCGAGUCUCUCGAGGAACGAGUACAGUCCUUCCACCGGCCUCUCUCCUCCCACCACCAGAACCCAUUGAGGAAGCUGAAGGGUAGGUCCCAGUGCUGCGUGGCCAUUGUUCCAGGCACCCGAGAACCUCCUCGAUCCCUUGGCAGUGACGGCAUCGUGCGCUCCCCGUUGGCUGUGAUGUGCUCCAGCUUUUCCACAGUGACGUCACAGUGCAGCUUCUGGCAGAGAGCAGCCCCUGAUGGCUCUGCUCCCUCGUGAAGGCCGGCCCUCAGCGCUUAGCCUGCUUUUCCUUAAAGCACCGGUUGAAACAAGAAAAGGUCUCAUUGUUUCCUUUUGGAGGGCCGAGAUCACAUUGUUUUUUUUGUUUUCAAAUUAGACUUCUUUGAAAAAAAAAACAAACAACUGAUCCCUGCAAACAUGAUUCCUGAAGGGAGACGUGAAUGAUGCUGCAAGAACCAUCUUUUAUAUGAAAAUGACUAUUUUAUAAUACCAAUGUUACAUUUUCUGAAACGUAGCAAACAGGAUGUUCAAAAGAGUCUUUGGUGGCCUCUGUUUCUUGUUUCCCUUUCUAGAUGUGUGCUUUUCUCAGCUGUUUUCAGCUUUGGGACCAAAGGGAUUGUUGACAUUUCCCCAGCAAUCUUAAUCUCAUGACUGUGUUCUUCUCCCAAACAAGAAUUGAUAGGUAAAUGCAUUGAACAAGUCUAUAUAUAUAAAAAGAUAAAAAGCAAUAUUAGUACAUUAUGUGAUUUAUGUUUUUUGAUGUCAGAAGUUUGUGCUUUCGGUGAAAUAUUUGUAAAACUGCUGUUUUCUUCACUAAUCCUGUACACAUUUCACCAUGUGGUCAGAAAAAUUACAGUCUGGAGACAAGUGCUUUAAUCUGUUCUUACCCAUCUUUGGAACUGGGUUUAAAAGUCAGUGAGCCAAAAGGAAACUAACUGCCCAGUGUUGACUGCUGGCUAGGAGUAAGGAGCCCCUUGGGUUUUCUGAGCGAUAUUUAUCUCAUGAGCUCCCUCCUUUACCACAGGUGUCAUUCUACCUUUACUCAUCACUGUAUCAUAGUCCCAAGAGAUCCUAAAAUGGCUGUGCAUGGAUUUCCUCCUUUGCUUUUGUGAUGUUGUUGUCUCGUGGAUUUGGUCAGGGUUAGUAGUUUGCCAGGAGUGUGAUCCAUUGAAUAGCAGUCCGUAGUCACAGAAUCUUGCGACUGACAUUUUCUUUUUGGUGACUGGCGCUGAGAUUUGUUGCCUACAGAUUUUGCUGGUUUUUCCCUCUGACAUUCCACACACUGGGGAAAGCAGGCAAGGAUAAACAACAGGAACCUUUGAAGAAUCCAUCCAGUUUUGGAUUUAGGCUCAUCCUAAUACAGUCACUGCCAGUAUCAUAGGACAGCAGAAUUUCACGUCCGGGUAUGUGGUAGUGAAAUUCAGGAGCGGCCCUUUCUAAAAGUCAGUCUCAGCAAGAUCUUCUUCACAAGCUACCUGAUGAUGCAAUAACGUAAUGUUCCUAUACAUACUAUAGGGAGAAAAAUAUUUAAAUACUUGUAAAAGGGAUAUGGUUUAGAAGGUUAAUGUCAGUUUGUCCAGAUGUAUCCCAUCAAAGAAAACCUAGUGGCAGCAAUAAAUCUUCUGAAAUGACUUCUUAUACUCGUGUACCUUUAAAACAUCUAAAUAACUAAACAUAUGCCGUUAAGUUAAAAAUGGAAAUUUAGGCGAAUUCGAUAAAUUCAAACAUUUGAGUAUGUCUGUCAGGUUUUAGUUGGUAGGACCAAUGAAUUUUGCUACUUUUUCCAUCCAAAGCUAAUGUAACUGGAAUGAGUAUGCUGUGGCUUCGAAAUCAGGAAGAGAUCAGUUAUUUAGGGUCUGAAUGUUCUGGUUGGUUGGUUUUUUUGAGAACCUUGAUUCUUUGCCUUUGACUUUAUCGUUUCACUACUGAGAACUGCUCUGUCAGAGGAUGGAAGAAAAGGAAAAACUGAAAUCAGGUGAGUUCGUGUCAGUGGUAGGAGGAGGAAGUUAAAAACAAGGUUGCAAAAACAUCCAAAAUCAGUUUUUUGGAUUACCUGAAUUCUGUUAAAUCUGUGUUCUUUUCCUUGCCUUACCCUUGUCUACUUCUCUCUCCACCCGCACCUGUCACAUGGGUGUUUGAUAAUGAGGAUGCCCCUUUGCGAACAGCGUUGUCCUCUUACGCCGUUGUGCACGUUUGUCUUAACUCACAUCUUUCCGUAGAGUUUCAUAUAUCCUUAAUCUAAAGUAAUUUAAAAUCAGAAUGGGAGAACAAGUUUAAAAUUUAUUAUUUAUAUAGUCUCAUAGGCGGAACUUCUAAUGUUUGGUUGUAGGGAGAAUGUGAUAGCAGGUAAAUUAAUUGUAGGGCAACCAAACAUAUUACUUGUGUUUGGGAGAAAGAGAGCCUGAGAUUUGAGGGGGAAAAAAAGGUACAAGGUAUAAACAACUUUUAACUGCCAGUGCCAAAGGGCUAACUUUUAAGUGUAUGAGCUUUAUGCAGUCUUGAAAAAAUAUUGACCAUAGUCCACUCAGUUUUUAUUUACCCCUUAUUCCACAGGUGGUUGACUUUUUUAAAAAAUGGGUCUACUCCAAUAGAAUGGAUAGUAUUGUUUUCUAAAAUUACAUUCCAUAAUUACCUUGUUAUUCUGUAGAAAGCUCUGCAGAAGGUAAAUAAAUCAGAAUAACUUCAAUGGGAAUAUAAUUUAAAUUUUAAAAAAAUUUAAAUUUACUUCAAUUGCAGUAGAAAAAAAUUGGUGGCUUUGUAUAUUUCAGCAAAAGGAGCUAUUCUUUGGUUAUUCACUUUGUCAGUGUUAUUUUUACCUGUAAACAGUUUCUUCCUUGUGAUGAUAAAAACAUAAAUUUACUGUUUCGGAUCAUGACUAAGUCUCUAUUACUUGUCAUGGCUUUUGUGAGCGAUUAUUUUUUUUUAAAUACCUGUUUUGCUUCUUUGGCUAAUAUGGUAAGCAUGGAUGCCAAAAUUAUUUUUUAACUGGAUUCUUCAUCUUGUUUAAAAUAUUUCUUAUACUUGUGAUAAGCCAAAUCAGCCUUUUAGAAGGUGCUAUUGCUAACUGUGGAAUAACUGACAAGAAGAAAGCCUUUUUUUUUUUUUUUUCCUCCUCCUUCUUUUUAAUGGUUGGCUUUUACUGGAGGAAGGUAUUUAAAAAAUAGGAGUUUAUAGCCUUCUGUAUGUCCAAGAUUAGGACUGGGUUGUUAAAGAAAAACUGUCGCUACUGAAUUUACUAUUCUCAAGUCAUCAUUCCUUAAUACUUGGAAUUUUGAUGUCUCAAGACCAGUCCAGUGGAAGUGCUGAAUUUGCAUUAAAAAAGCUAAAAUACUUAACUUUGCACUUUAAGUUUCACUCUGUCUAAACUAAUGAUAAGCAGAGCAGCCCUGACCAAUAUUUUGUUUAUACAAUCCUGUUGAAGAAUAUAAUUUAUGUUUUUUAAAAGUCUUUAUUUUUCACCUCCGUUGAAGCUGUGUAAAUCUUUUUAAAAGGCAGUUUUUUAAAGUUUUGUUUUUCUAACAAAAUUCUCCCAAAAAAACAGCAUUUCCAAUGGUGAUAAAUAUUGUUACUGUGUACUUAUAUAUAUUCCCUGUAUCUGAACACUUGUUGCUGCCUCACAAGAAAAUAGAACUUUUAUGUUAAAAAUAAAGUCUGUUCUUCUUGA
Molecule: messenger RNA, 5560 nt
Organism: Phacochoerus africanus (Common warthog)
Lineage: Eukaryota; Metazoa; Chordata; Mammalia; Artiodactyla; Suidae
Gene: FAM117B
Product: family with sequence similarity 117 member B
Exons: 8
Coding region: 9-1982 (657 amino acids)
Source: RefSeq, a predicted model, not a curated record